CAUGCAUGCACGACGGCACGGCCAUCAGCCGGCAUGCCUCGCUCUUGCGCAACCACACACAACAACACCCGCAUGCUUCACUCGCGCUGCUGAAAUAUGCGCAGACCUGACCGGGCUAUAUAACUUUUGCUUCUGGCGCUCUGCAGCCAGUGAAUGACUGUCAGGGCGACCAUCCUCCAACCACCCACCCCGCCAGACUCACUUGGAUCGACACUCAACGAGGAGACCCGAGACAGCGCAUCUCACCGCCGACUGCUGGGCGGCGCGCACAAGAAGCCUCGCUGUCCCGGCUAUCCAGGACAGCUGGUCAAACAUGUCGUCUCCCAGUCCCAUCCCACCUCCCAACGACCGACGUUCUUCACGCUCCUCGCGCUCUUCCAGCAACGCCGCCUGGACAGGCUGGCCCGACGAGCACGACGACAGAAUCAUGGUCGGUGGCCCUCCAAGCAGCCCCUCGCCCCUGGCUGUCCGCGUGUCCAAUUCGCCGUCAACGGCGCGUCGUCACAGCCGAAUUAUCAAAGUACCCCCCGAGUUCGCCAACCUCGAAUACGUCUCCGCGCCCGACAGCAACCUCGUCUGCCUCAUCUGCCAUGCGCCCUUCGACAGGCCCGUCCAGCUCUCCUGCGAGCACUACUUUUGCCGCGAGUGUCUCGAUCACGCGUGGGCCCCGCAGCCCAGCGGCCGGCGGACGUGUCCUACGUGUCGGCAUGCUGUGGAGACGGACCAUGACAUUCGUCCUGUGCCCAAGAUCAUCGAGACAAUGCUCGACGAGCUGGUGGUCAAGUGUCCCAACACAAAAGCCGGCUGCAACUGGGUCGACCAGCGCGUCAAUGUCCACGAUCAUGUCAUGCUGUACUGCGAAUACACGCCCGUCGAGUGCUCUGCCGCAGACUGUCGCCUGCAGAUAUCCCAAAAGGAUUUCCACAAGGGCUGCUUGCAUUACACCGUCAGCUGUGACGACUGUCACGCUUCCCUGCUAAAGAAGGACCUCGAGGAGCACCAGCGAAGCCUCUGCGACAAUCGCCUGACCAUCUGCUCGCUGUGUGAAGCUCAAGUCCUCCGUCUAGACCUCAAACCCCACAUCAACAACGACUGCCCCAAACAUGUCAUAUCAUGCCAAGGCACAAUCGUAGGCUGCAAGUUCACUGCCGAACGAGUCGACGUCUUGAACCACGAAAGCAGCUGCGCAAUGGCGACAAUGGCCCCCCACUUCCGCGAGCAACAAGCCCGCAUCGAGCGCAACGAAGCAAGACUGGAACCCCUGACGCGCAAAGUCGGAAUCCUCGAAGACGGUCUUACAAAUAUCACCAACUAUCUUUAUCCCGCCAAUGGAAACGACGCGAGUUUUCCCGUCACCGAUCCUUUGGAUCCAAACGAUGCGCAGGCUCCUACGCCAGACUUCAGACUCCCGCCUGCGUCGUUCCCACCGGCAGGGAGUGAGAACAACAACACCGCACAACCUCCUUUCGACUCGCAGGUCCAUCAUCUGCUUACGCUGCAUGAUAGCCUGCGAGAAGAAGUCAGUCGCAUCGCAAAUGCGCUUACCGACCUCGACGGCCGCACCAACAUGAUGAUUAUAAACGAGAGUCAACGCUCAAAAGACGAAAUGCUGCAUGUCAACGCCGCUAUCAGCAAUAUGCGCAUGCACUUGCAGUGGGUCGUCAGUGCGACGCUGCAGCAGAGGAGUAAUGCUGCCGGCGGCAGUUCCAGGACACCGGGCAGCGGUGCUACGACUGCAGGUGCAAGCGGCGCAAGCAACGGUGCACGAGCGAAUACUGGUGCUAGGCCGGGCAUGGGUGUCGUAGGGUUGACGGGGUUUCGCAGGCUUAGUGACAGUAAUAGGCAAGACACUAAGCUGUAGAGGAAGGGGGCAAUGAUGACGACGAUGAUGAUGGUUACGAUGAUCGCGGGCGAGCAUCCAUGAUUGAUAUGUCUUAUGAAAAGUGAGGGUUUUGGGCGUUUUUCUUCUAUACAGGGGAGGUUAUAAGGGGUUGAUUGUUUUUUGUCUUUGGAAGAGGGAGGAAAGAUUGAACAUUGCUUCUCUCUUGGAAGCGGAGUUUGAGAACUUGGUAUGGGAACAAGGUUGAAAUACCCCAUCUUCUUCUUUUACUUUGGUAGUUUAGGUGCUGCGGCAUGGAAAGGGGAUUUUACAUUGAAAGCUUUCCACCACAAAGGGAAAAACUAGGAGAUAUCAGAUUAAGAAAAAAAGAAGAAUAUAUCAUAUAACUUGAG
Alternaria alternata is the source of this 2232-nucleotide messenger RNA. Its product is annotated as TRAF-type zinc finger protein. Gene Ontology annotation, molecular function: zinc ion binding. Lineage: Eukaryota; Fungi; Ascomycota; Dothideomycetes; Pleosporales; Pleosporaceae. The transcript has a single exon. The record is from RefSeq and is a predicted model, not a curated record. Bases 314 to 1861 code for a protein of 515 amino acids.